Homalodisca vitripennis (glassy-winged sharpshooter) is the source of this 1790-nucleotide messenger RNA. RefSeq names its product spermine oxidase-like. Gene Ontology annotation, molecular function: polyamine oxidase activity. Bases 59 to 1717 code for a protein of 552 amino acids. The transcript is spliced from 3 exons. Lineage: Eukaryota; Metazoa; Arthropoda; Insecta; Hemiptera; Cicadellidae. The record is from RefSeq and is a predicted model, not a curated record.
CAACUGAUAUGAUUUUCAACAUCCGAAAACCUGAUAAAAUUCAGUAUUUAUUUAUUACAUGCUAAAUUUUACAUAUCAAGUAAAAUUAAAACAGAAAAUGUUACGGCUGUCUACAUUUCAACAAAAGUUUAUCACUUUUCUUUAUCUCCCAUCUACAACAAGGGCCACAUUUGAAAGUAACCAGUUCAGAAAUUUUUGGAGUGUGAAGAAGUCUGAGGAGGAGAAGUGCAGGGAGGAUGGUCUGCCAUCAAAGCCAGCAGCCGAUGAAGCCUUCAAGGUGCCAGAGUCCUGGAGUCAGCCUAAGAUAGUUGUAAUCGGGGCAGGAAUAGCAGGACUGUCGGCCGCACACAGACUGGUGCAGUGUGGACUAUGUGAUGUCACAAUCCUGGAGGCUACAGACAGACCAGGGGGUCGUAUCCAAUCUUGUUGGUUCACCAACAGCGUUGCAGAGCUGGGAGCCUCGUUGAUAGAAGGAGCCUGUGUCGCAAACUCAGUUUACAAUCUGGCUGUGAUGGAGAGGCUACUGCAAUCCCCAGUCACGCGGCAGGGACCGUCCAAGGGGCUCUUCUACUCUAGUCGAGGCAAGCCCAUAGAAACCUCAGUGGCUCACAAAGCUUAUGCUGUUUUCCGUCAGAUAGAGAGCAUGGCAAUAUCCCUAUAUGGCAAUGAGAUAUGCAGCGAAGACGCUAAUUUGGAUGUUUUUAUGAAUUCGCACAUUCGCCGAGAAUUGAUGCACUUCCCAGAAUCUGAAAGACAAGGUGCUCUUAUGGUUAUGAACAAUUACUUGGCCUCUAUCAAAGAAAGGAUGGGUGCGAGUUUGGAGUGUGUGAACACAAAAUAUUACGGUAGUCUUCCGUCAUUGCCUGGAGGCAAUGUGAAAAUUCCAGUUGGUUUUGUAGGAGUUCUAGCUCCCCUCAUCAGAGACAUACCGGACUGCACCAUCAAGUACUGCAAACCAGUGGAAUGUAUUCGAUGGGAUGCUUGCGAGGCGGACAGACCCAGGGCAUGUGUACAAUGCACGGAGGAUGAAUCAUAUGAUGCUGAUUAUGUGGUAAUUACAACUCCUUUGGGUUUCCUCAAAGACAAAGCGUCGUGCUUCUUUGUCCCAAAUUUACCUGCAAAGAAGAUGGAAGCAAUAAACAACUUGGGGUUUGGUCAUUCCAACAACCUCUUCCUUCAAUUCCCAGAACCGAUGUGGCUAAGGGAUGAAGGCAAUAUUAUGUUCGCCUGGCACCCCGAUGACUUCAGCAAGACCAAAAGUUGGGUAAAGGGCUUGACUUCACUUAAGAUAGACGACAAGAGUGGGCAAGUUCUUACAGGAGUUGUGUCAGGUAAAGAUGCCAUCACGAUGGAGACUCUUGAUGCAGACCAGAUCAUGACUGAUAUCCAGAAACAGAUGCAGACCUUCUUGGGUAACCCCACAAUACCGAAACCAUCGAUUAUCCUGCGCUCUAAGUGGUCUACGAACGUCUACUCCCAGGGAGCAUUCACAUACAUCAGCACCGAUUCUGGGCUGGGACACAUCAAGGAUCUUGCUGACCCUGUUCCUGAGCCUUGCCAGUCAGAGACUCCGGUGUUGCUAUUCGCUGGAGAACACACCAGCCACCGCAACUAUUCUACAACACACGGUGCCCGUGAUUCUGGCAUUAGAGAGGCAAACAGGAUCCUAAAUUACACCAAAGAACUGAGAGGGGCUCCUUCUAAGCAGAAAAAUUAAUCAGCUUGUUGUUUAGAAAUUUAUUUGUCUGUUCUCAUGCUGUCUAAUAUUAAAAUAUUUUAUUUUCGUCCUG